AUAUAAUAUAUAAUUAUAUAUAUAUAACUCAGCUCAAAUGGCUUUGUCCAAAGCUUCCCAGUCACUAUGACUGGACCAGUUCUGAGAUCUCCCUUUACCCCAGGCUCUUACAGAUCAAUUCAUGCAGUGAUCAUUUUGGAAGGGAUGCAUUUUUACCCUUUACCUUCUCUCCUCCUACCCAGAACCAGAAAGUCCACUGUAGGUUUUGAGCACCUAAUGGGCUCACAGAUACAAGAGGCAAUGCCAGACUGCUUAGGAGAUGAUUGCUCCUUAUCUGAGGUCAUUCAGUAGGGCGGAGAUGUACAGAGUGGGGAAUGUAGCCUGCAAGUUGUUUGCUGGGUCACAGUAAUGUACAGGAGUAAAUGAUUUUUUGUGUUUCUCCAAGACAUUUUAUAUGUAAGUAGAAAAGAGAUCACAUAAAUUAAUCAGCAUUCUCAUGAAGUGAAAGCAACAGCUGUUCUCAGUGACCUAAGAAAAGCCUUUUAGCCUCUCUCAGAGAGGUGGAUAGGAGUGCUAACAGGCACAUCCCCAUCACAGCCAUUCCUCACAGAGGCCAUACAACAUAUGCAGACACUCAGCUGAAGAUCAAGGCAAGGACAUUCUUAGAGAACUAAGUACUUCAGUGUUUUGCUUGAAAGAGAAAGGCCCCAGCCUCUCCCAGGGAGAUGCUUUCACAGACUAACCCAGCUAACUCACAAAACCCAUUUCCUUUCACAUCACAGAGCAUUCAAUCUGUUUUCUUGCAAGGCACUCACAGUUUCAGUCUAUCAACCUAAAACAAAUUAGGACUACUGUACAGCCAGAAGACAGAACAGGGAGCACCUAGUAAGCUGUUUCUGGUGUGCUAAGGACAGUAUGGACAGCAGUGAAUGGGGAGGAGCAGGGGAGAGAGAAAACUAAAGCAAAACAGAAACCACAGACACCAGAGUCUAGGGAAGGAAAAGACAAGGAGAGAUGUAUCUGGAUGAGAUACAGAUGGCAUGAUCUAUGAACUGUUCCACACUGGAUUUUGUUUAACUACCAUAUGGAUGUCUAUUUUGUAUGAUAUCUCCUUCAGAGACAGUAUGAGCAUCCAUGAUACCUUCCCUCUGAUCUUUCUAGGGAAAGCGACUGACUUUGUCGUGGCAGCAAAAUUUAGAAGCCUUAAUGAUGAGCUUACACUGACCUCUCAGAUGAUUUAUCGUCCCAGCCCACAAGCAGUUGCUAAAAGGUCAAACGUGGGAUCAAGCCAGAACAGAGAUGACACCAAUACACCAGAACAGCAAAGUACAAAUAAGCAAUAAUCCUUUUGCCAUUGACAGUUACCUGGUCUGAGAAUCAAUGGAUGUCUCUCGUGCACAAACAGAAGUGUCACUAGCAGUAAUUCCUUUCUUUGUUCUUUAACUGAAAGGCUAAUUGAUUGAUUACAGGAAGAGCUUACAGUGCAUGCUUACUUCCACCACCUGCAGCAUAAAGCCUGCAAUCCCCAGCAGCAUGCACAAGAAGGAAAUGUACGAGGAAAAUAAACAAGAUGAGCUCUGCUCAUUAACAGAUCCUGUUUAGUAUGUGACAAGUGUAUGAUUGAUUUCUAAAAUCAAUACAGGGUAAUCAAAAAGCUAGCAAUACAUUUCAGCUGCAGAAUUCAUAGCCGCAUGCACAUUUCAAAUCAGGUUGAAGUAACUUAAAAUUCAUUCAUUUGAGGUUGAAGUAAGACAGGAAAAAUGAUUUGUGUUAAUAUGAAAACAUUUCAUUCACACUAAAGUUAUAUGUUUUUUUAACUUUAGAAUCAAUAUCUUUUGUUUAACUUUAGAUGGUAAUGUUAAUUGCAGCUAUUUUAAAUGAAUUGUGGUCAAUUACAAACAAAUGUUUUUCAAAUUUUGCUUUUAGAAAAUUGAAAUUAAGAUAUUGUUAUAUACCCAAAACAAAAACUUUCCAGACAUCUGAAAUGUUCCAUUUCAGCUUUAUACAAACAAGCCAAUCUACCACUUCCAAAAUCCACCCAUCUUCAUUUUUUUUCAAUAUAAAACAAUGCACUAAAUUCAAUCUGAAUUCAUGAAUAGUUUCAGUCUCCCAUCUCCUCCAUUCUUGUUCUAGCCUUGUAUAUUCUGUUCAAUUUGUUUUCAUCAACACAGCUUUACUUGGUUCUAGUUACAGCCUUCUUACAGUGAAAGCAAGAAGAAGAAAGAAGGGCAACUGCUAGACUCAACUCCAGCUUGGAAAGUCUGUAUCUUAUGAAAAAGUGUGACUUGAAAAACUCAUGGAUACCAGGUGCCCCCUGUAAUAAUGUGUUAAUAAGUAAUUGACUUCCAGACUGUGAACAGCCACAAUCAGCCCCAGGUGUUAUAGGCAGAGCUGGUGCCCUGAGUCAGGGGUUUAGACUCAAAACGCUGUCAGAGCAGACAUAUCAAAAUUAUGAUUCUAUGAAGAAGAUAUUGUACUAAUUCUAAUUGAAACUGAAAUUAUUUGGAUGUAUUUUUGUUAUGCCCUUAGCAAGCCAGGUAAUUUUUCCGAAUGUACACAGGGAACCCUAUUACCUGGAUUGUAAUUUUUCUGCAUGUUUUGAACAAGAAAAUGUAAGGUUUAUUUCAGAGAAAAGUGAUCUAUUGGAAUAAUUUCCCUGGAUUCCCUAGGUGUCUGUUACCCACUUCAGUACCAGUGCAGUUCAUUAGUAGCAUUUGCUAAUGGAUAAACUAAAGCAGUAAUGUGAUACUUGCAAGUAAUUGUGCGUGUGUACAUGUGUAAGUGAAUAAACCAUCUUGUAAGGUAUCCGUUAA
Numida meleagris (helmeted guineafowl) is the source of this 2753-nucleotide messenger RNA. RefSeq names its product chromosome 5 C10orf128 homolog (gene TMEM273). NCBI's taxonomy places the organism in Eukaryota, Metazoa, Chordata, Aves, Galliformes, Numididae. The record is from RefSeq and is a predicted model, not a curated record. The transcript is spliced from 3 exons. The coding region runs from base 981 to 1283 and encodes 100 amino acids.